This is a messenger RNA of Mobula hypostoma (lesser devil ray), 2881 nucleotides long. RefSeq names its product protein FAM149A-like. Bases 1 to 2427 code for a protein of 808 amino acids. The transcript is spliced from 15 exons. Lineage: Eukaryota; Metazoa; Chordata; Chondrichthyes; Myliobatiformes; Myliobatidae. The record is from RefSeq and is a predicted model, not a curated record.
AUGAAGGUUGCAGUGCUGGACUUGGGAACUAUCUUUGCAAAAAUCUUCACCACUUCUGCUUCUCCUGUGGUGCCUCCGGUUGGUUCUUCAAGCAGCGGGUCCCCUGCCUCUCCUCGUGGACCGCCAGCCUCAGUAUCCAAAACGACGCCUUUCAUUUCUUCCCUGUUCAGUGUCUCAGGGAAAACCCCCGUGCUGUCUGGAACAGCCCCCGGCCCAGAGUGCCCUGCCGCACUGAAAGUCUGCAGCGCCUCCCCACUCCCCUCGGCCAGCGGGACGAAACCAGCCGGCCUGAGCACGGGGGCUGCCAAUUCGGCCCCAGCGAGACCGACGCCGAGCUGCAGCCCGGUUGGUCGAGGUGCGGCGAGAACCGCGCAAGCUCACAGUGAAGCCGCCGGUGUUGUGAUGGGCAGCACGGCAAGGUCUCCCGUCCACGUCGCGGAGAACGUUGGCUGGAACCCGCCCAUCAAACAGUAUCCGUUCGCUUUGCCCGACAUCGGCGAGGAGUGGUUGACAGAUACCGAGUCGGUGGAAAGUAACAACGCAAAGAAGGGGUUACUAAAAGGAACCACCGACUAUCUUCCUGAGAAAGCAAUUGAUUCUCUUCCAACUAAUUUUACAAAACAUGUCGAAGGAGCAAUUCAUAGUUACAACAGUGGUGACUCCAUUGUAUCAGAAUCAUCUAUUGGGCAGACUACUCCUAUUGACCUUAACAAUUCUUGGUCUGGAAUCCAGAGCUAUACAACAAGCCUGUCAACUGACUGUAGUUCAGUGUACUCCUGGAGAGAUGAUGAAUUUGACAAAGCAAAUACGCAGACAGUGCAUCAACUUUUCUGGGAAAUCGAUGAGAUGUUGUUUGAGGGAAAGGUGAGCUGUCGAACUGAAAGCAUUCAAACCGAAUGUCGAGAGUGGGUGGAACGUUCGCCCCAGCUCAGGAUAUUGGGAACCCAGCUCUUGUCGCCAAAAGAUGAAGGCUUUCAAUAUUUCCAGAGCAGAGGAAACAGCUCCAUGCCAACUAGACCUUUGCCUAGUUUCUAUGAAAGCACCAGUGAUAUGAAAGAACUUAGCCUUUUGGGAGUACGUCUGCUUCCUACACACUCUCCCUUCCAUAGUUCAAACUCCACCAUAAGUUCCCUCGACUCGGAGCGCUCCGUUUUCUCAUUCCUAGAGGAGGAGAUUUAUGAUACGGAUGGAAGUAUUGAAGAGUAUUUUGCAUUUGACAGUAAAGAAUGUAUUAGUGAAGAUGAGAGUUUAGAACAAAAGAAAGUUCAAGUUGCUCAGAGGAGAAAUAAACGGGGCAUUCCUCCCAUUUCUCCCCAUGCCUGCAUUAAAGAUGCUGUAUCAGCGGAGAUAUUUAAUGAUAUCUGGCGAGAUGUGAUUGGUGUGUUGGAAGAGCUGAUCAGGAAACACUGGGAAAACAACCUUUCAGGAGAGGCGAAGCAAACAGCAAGCAUGCAAUGUGCAAUAAUGAGCAAAAUGCCUCAUAUCAAUGACUCACGAAUCAUCAUAACAAACUAUAGUGUUCCACCAUCGAGAGGCUCUGAAGCACGAUUCUUGACCCUAGGCACCUCUUCCUUCCACUCUCAGGCUGAUCGCAUGGCAAACACUUACCGUAAUGAUUUAAAUGGUGUCAUGACCAUUCAAGCCAAACCACUUCAGCAGAGACAUACAGGAUUAUCUGAAAAAACACAAUGCGACCAAGAUGAAAAGCAGCUAAGUACAGGCUCCAGUGUUUUGUCUACUACAAGAAAUCGCGUGGGACGGACAACAGAGCACAGUGUUCUCUCAGCAUCUCGCAUUAUUCAGGCAUCUUCAAGAAAGACAGUGACACAACGAAAGCUACCAUCACUUAGUUCCGAACUGCUGAAGCUGAAAGCCUCCAAUGUCAACAGCGAUGAGAUUCUCAGGGGAACUAAAUUUACCAAUGCUUCUACAACUUAUAAGAGCUCUCAGUAUGUUGAAGCAAUUACAAAGGCCCACAGUGGAGCAAGACAUCAAGUACAUCAGCACUUCGCACUAAAGAGACACACUGGACUAGACCAACUCACCUCUCCAUCACAAGUGACUCGUCAUAACCAGCUGCCACCCAUUAAUUCUGAGUCAGCAGAAAUGCACCUUCCCCUGCCUGGAUCAGUACCACAACUGAGAGGAAGAUUUUCGCACAGCCGAGUUUCAAGUGCAGUUGGAGAAGGAACAGGACGCCGACCUCUCAGGGAACGACCAUUUGCUUUGGAUACUUCUUCAAGGCCGAACACAACUCACACAUUUAGGUCUGAUACUCCUUUCAAAAGGUCGUUCACACCAAUGGACUAUGGCAGCCAAGCACGGUUAGGACGGGCUUCCUUUACAGGUCCACAAGUUCAUCUUCAGUCCAAAACAUUCAACCGUUUUCCUGCAAAUUCCAAGAAACGAUCCCAGGUGGUCCAGUAAGUCCAGCGACUGGAGAGAUGAAAUUGGGAGGUAAUGAGGAUAACCUGCUAAUGUCAGGUCAGAGUUCACUGGAUUGAUGGAAAACAAUAUGAAAAUUCAAAGAGCUUGAAGUGCAAAGACUUGCUUCAAUGUGCCACAAUGGUCUCAAGCACUGAGUUAUCUGUCUUCCUUUUAAUAUGUCUAUAAACCAAACUAUGCAAUAAAAUCAUUUUUCACAGGAACUCUCCAGACAACUUGUCAGAACCUCAGGAAGUUCACUCUGGGACUAUAUCAUUUGCAGGUAUCAUAAGUGGAGACAGAUAGAUUGGUGUGGAGAUGGUAUCUGGGGUUUGUCAGUUCCCUGCCCACUCACUGGGCAAACCCCUGAUAUGAGAAGCUAGCUCCACCACUGCCUGACAUCUUUAUUCUGGUGAACGCAGCUGGCCAGGCAGCAUCUCUAGGAAGAGGUACAGUC